AUGAAUAUAAAUUCCACAUAUUCUGAAUAAAGCAAGAAUGAUUAAACCCUAAAAAAUGCUAAAUUUCUAGAUAAUAAACAAGGUUAAAAUAGUCAAGCAGAUGAGAAUGAUGAGGAAUUUUAUUAAAAAAAAGAAAAAAGAAAUCGUAAGUUUUUUUUAAAGCGAUCAAUUUCUCUGUUGUAGAUCUGUAAAUAAAGUGGCAAGAUAGAAUUAUAAAUAGGAUCAGAUUUUCUCCACAUCGAAAUUAUGUAAGGAGGUCAUUACCCUCAUAAUUAAUAUAAUUUUAAAGACAUCCGUUCUGAGGUAUAUCUGGAUGAUACUGAGUUUUAAUCAUCCAACAUAACAUGUAGCUUAGAAAAUGCGUCUAAAUGCAUUGUAAAGAAAUGUCGAAAUUUGCAAUCAGAACAAAAUUGCAAAUCUUUUGCACAAAUUUAAUAAUAAUUCAAAGAAGUUAAUUCAUUCUGCAAAAAUAUUUAGAAGUAGGAUAAUAAAAAAAAUUGUCAACUUGAUUCUUAAUUAUUAGACUCCGUUUUCAUCAAGUAAAAUAAUUAGAUUGAUCAAUAAAUACAAGAAACUAAAUAAAUUUUAAAUGAAUAGCAUUUAGCUAUUAUAAAAAGUCUAUAAAGUUGA
Molecule: messenger RNA, 630 nt
Organism: Paramecium octaurelia
Lineage: Eukaryota; Ciliophora; Oligohymenophorea; Peniculida; Parameciidae
Source: the annotation of a GenBank genome assembly